UCUUUGAUUGAGAUAAAAUGAUCAAAUCGGUGUGGAGAAUGUUCUUUUUCAUAAGUCAUUCAUUUGUCAAAUUACUAAACGAAUGGCCCACAAUUCUCCAUCAGAUUGUAGUUGUCGAAAGGGAGAGAAUUGCAUAUGCGAAACCGAUUUAGAGGAAAACAAACUUUGGAAUGAACUUUGUCGCCAGUAUGAUGAAGAAAAAAGAAGCGUUCAGGACUUUAUUCUGCAGAACAACAAGCAUGCGGAUGCACCAAAUCAUCCGCUUGUUGAUUUUCUCGAAACCAAAAUCACGCCAUUGCUGAAUGAUGCCUUGCAGAGUACUGUUAAAGAGGCGGAGAAGCAGAAUUGUCUUGAUAGACAAAGGACUGAUUUCGAUCCGAUAGAUCACAUUGCGCAGUAUCUAUGGAACCAUAACCCAGAAUUUCCGGACAGGGUAAAUAAGUAUAAAAGCAUUCACGACAUGAAAUGGGUGCAAGAUUAUCUGAAGCAGCAUCCAAGACCCUUCUUUCCUUUCCACCUGAUUUGGAGCGAUGAAUAUGCUGCCAUCAAAAUUCAAUCAUAUAUCAGGGGUUAUUGGGUACGAAAACAGGAGGAUGUUCAAGAAGUCCGCAAAUUUUGGAAGCAAUUGAAGGACGAAGCCCGUAGAUCUGGAACGUCAAUAUCAAGACGAUUUUAUAUGAUGGAUUGAUGAUAAUAAUAAUAAUCAACAAAUCAACAGCCAUACAUCUAGUUGUAUCUUAUACAUUUUUUCAGAAAUAGUGAUUUUAUUCAGAAUAAAUUCCAACAUUCUUCAUAGCAUUGUUCAAUUUUUGUAUAGCCAAAAAUAUAUUCGAAUGACUAAUAUAAUA
Molecule: messenger RNA, 848 nt
Organism: Coccinella septempunctata (seven-spotted ladybird)
Lineage: Eukaryota; Metazoa; Arthropoda; Insecta; Coleoptera; Coccinellidae
Product: IQ domain-containing protein K-like
Exons: 5
Coding region: 83-688 (201 amino acids)
Molecular function (GO): protein binding
Source: RefSeq, a predicted model, not a curated record